AUGGUAGCGGUGUAUGGAACGUUCCUGGGCUCCUCCGCCGCCACUUCCAACGUCGAAUCCCCAUCGUAUUCUUCUUCCUCUUUAACACCGCUGAACCAUCUCCCCGUCGAUUACUUUCGUGGCCCCAUCGUAUUCGUCUUCCUACUCCGCCAGCAGUUGCAGUGGUGUGGGCUACUUCGUCUGACUCCACCAGCAGCAGGGGAAGAUGAGUCGGCGCCGGCGUCAGAUUUGCAAAGAUUGCUGUAUUUAUUCACUUGCUAUUUCUUCGUUGAUGCCUGA
Linum trigynum is the source of this 279-nucleotide messenger RNA. The record is from the annotation of a GenBank genome assembly. NCBI's taxonomy places the organism in Eukaryota, Viridiplantae, Streptophyta, Magnoliopsida, Malpighiales, Linaceae.